AUGGAGCUCCCCUCGCAGGCGAACCUUCGGGUCACCAUCAUUGCCGCCGAUGGCCUGUACAAGCGAGAUGUCUUCAAAUUUCCGGACCCUUUCGCCGUCACCACUAUCAGUGGUGAGCAGACGCGAACGACCGGAGUGAUCAAGAAGACGCUCAAUCCGUAUUGGAAUGAGAGUUUUGACAUGAAAGUGACGGAAGAGAGUAUACUUGCAGUUCAGAUCUUCGACCAGAGGAAGUUUAAAAAGAAGGACCAGGGAUUCUUGGGAGUGGUAAAUGUUCGCAUUGGCAGCGUUAUAGAUUUGGAUGCUGGAGGAGAUGAAAUGCUCACUCGCGACCUCCGCAAAUCCAACGAUAACCUAGUCGUUAACGGAAAGCUAAUCCUCAACCUUUCGACGAACCUCUCUACGCCCAUCGCGAACGCGAACCCAAACGCAUCACGGCCGUCGAUUUCUUCUGCCGGACCUUCAAGCAACGGCGGAUCAUCCACACCAAUCGGAGCGCAAUCAAACAUAUCCUUACAAGCAGAUCGUCCUGUCAGCAACGCUGCAUCUACCACACCCAGCCGGCAAAACACUGCUGGAAGCGCAAUGGCUUCGUCGUCGACCGCCGCCGCAGGCACGACUGGAGCUCCCGAGUCGUCUCGGAGGACCGAGACCGGCUUCAGCGCAUUCGAGGACGCUCACGGUAGACUACCUGCUGGGUGGGAAAGGCGUGAAGAUAACCUUGGCAGAACAUAUUACGUCGACCAUAACUCCAAGCAAACUACAUGGAACCGACCGACCGCGAACUUCAACGCUGGCGAGCAGCGAGCGCAGAUGGAACAACAGCAGACUAUGGAACGUGCGCGGCAUCAAAACCGCAUGCUUCCCGAGGAUCGGAAUGGAGCGAAUUCGCCGACUUCGCCCGAAAGGCAGAACUCGCCAGCACAGCCUGCCCAAGCAGCGGUGGCGAACAAUGCGGCAGCGCACGCGAUGGUUGCUACAGGCGCCACCACAGCAGGCACUGGCGAGCUUCCUGCCGGAUGGGAGCAGCGUCACACACCAGAGGGCCGAGCGUACUUUGUAGACCACAACAACCGCACCACGUCAUGGGUGGAUCCUCGUCGCCAGCACUACAUCCGGAUGUACGGGCACAAUGCCGGUAGCAAUAACAACACCACCAUUCAACAGCAGCCAGUCUCUCAGUUGGGUCCCCUUCCUAGCGGCUGGGAGAUGCGUCUUACGAACACGGCUCGCGUGUACUUCGUCGACCACAACACGAAAACCACUACCUGGGACGAUCCGCGACUCCCAUCGUCACUGGAUCAGAACGUGCCACAAUAUAAGCGCGACUUCCGUCGCAAACUGAUCUACUUCAGAUCGCAGCCAGCGCUGCGAAUCCUUGCUGGCCAAUGCCACGUCAAGGUGCGCCGGUCGCACAUCUUCGAGGACUCGUACGCAGAGAUUAUGCAGCAAACUCCUGCAGAUCUCAAGAAGCGACUGAUGAUCAAAUUCGAUGGCGAAGACGGUUUGGAUUAUGGUGGUCUUUCCAGAGAAUUCUUCUUCCUCCUCUCCCACGAAAUGUUCAACCCCUUUUACUGCCUGUUUGAAUACUCCGCUCACGACAAUUACACGCUGCAAAUCAACCCUCACUCCGGUAUCAACCCAGAGCAUCUUGGAUAUUUCAAGUUUAUCGGCCGAGUCGUCGGUUUGGCCAUCUUCCACCGUCGCUUCCUCGAUGCCUUCUUCAUCGGCGCUUUCUACAAGAUGAUUCUUAAGAAGAAGGUGGCUCUCUCCGACAUGGAAGGCGUCGAUGCGGAAUUCCACCGCACGCUUAGCUGGGCAAUGGACAACGACGUUACGGACGUCAUCUACAGUACUUUCUCGGUUGAAGACGAGCGCUUCGGCGAAAAGGUCACAGUCGACCUCAAGCCCGGUGGUCGAGACAUAGAAGUCAACAACGAGAACAAGAAAGAAUAUGUGGAGUUGAUCACUGAAUGGAGGAUCCAGAAGCGAGUCGAUGAGCAGUUCAACGCGUUCGUCGCCGGAUUCCAUGAACUCAUCCCUGCGGAUCUUGUCAAUGUGUUUGACGAGAGGGAGUUGGAGUUGCUCAUCGGUGGUAUCGCCGAUAUCGACGUGGACGACUGGAAGAAGCACACUGACUACCGCGGUUACACUGAGAAUGAUCCCGUCAUUCAAAACUUCUGGAAGUGCAUUCGCAGCUGGGACGCCGAGCAAAAGUCCCGUCUCCUUCAAUUCGCCACCGGAACUUCCCGAAUCCCCGUCAACGGCUUCAAGGACCUCCAGGGAUCCGACGGCCCGCGUCGCUUCACCAUCGAGAAGUCUGGCGAGGAAGCCCAAUUGCCAAAAUCUCACACAUGUUUCAACCGUCUGGAUCUCCCGCCUUACAAGACUUACGACACCCUGACCCAGAAAUUGACCUGGGCUGUCGAGGAGACUGUUGGUUUCGGACAGGAGUAGAUGCGAAGUCAUAUCGCUGCUGAAUGAUAUUGGGAAUGGUUGGCGGGUCUUUUCCUUCUGGGUUGAGCUACCAGUAACGUGACGAUGCCCCCAGAGAAACAUUGGGCAGGUCAUUUGGCCGGAGUGGAGAGACGAUGACGACGGGCCACACAGGCAAGAGAGUUUGGGAGCUCUCGUGAGAAAAUUGCUCUCGCUUCCUG
Dissoconium aciculare CBS 342.82 is the source of this 2657-nucleotide messenger RNA. Its product is annotated as HECT-domain-containing protein. The coding region runs from base 1 to 2457 and encodes 818 amino acids. The record is from RefSeq and is a predicted model, not a curated record. The transcript has 7 exons. Lineage: Eukaryota; Fungi; Ascomycota; Dothideomycetes; Mycosphaerellales; Dissoconiaceae. Gene Ontology annotation, molecular function: protein binding; ubiquitin protein ligase activity. Gene Ontology annotation, biological process: ubiquitin-dependent protein catabolic process.